AUGCCGCCUAAAGAAACGAAGGUGAUCAUUGCGGGGGGAAGCAUCGCUGGUUUAUCUCUAGCAUUGAUGCUGGAGAAGAACGGGGUUGACUUUCUGGUAUUGGAGGCCUAUCGCGACAUUGCGCCUCAAGUCGGAGCAAGUAUUGGUGUUCUGCCCAAUGGUCUUCGAAUUCUUGAUCAACUAGGUUGCUACGAAAAAGUUCUCGCCGAAGCUGAGUUUCCGGUGGAGAAGGUGUUCUUUCGCGAUUCGAAUGGAAAGCCGUUCUGGUCCUUUGAGGAUUUCAAUGAAAGAAUCUCUGAAAGACAUGGUUAUCCAUGCGUAUUUUUCGACCGGCGCAUGUUGAUUCAAAUCCUGUAUGAUAAGAUUCAACAAAAGAACAAGAUCCUGACUUCUGAGAGAGUGGUUACUGUGACAAAUCACCUGACUCAUGCGGCGGUUACUACGCAAUCUGGAAAGGAAUUCACGGGAACAUUCGUUGUUGGAGCAGAUGGAAUUCAUUCAGCUGUUCGCCAGCAGAUGUGGAAGAGCGCGCAAAAGUUAGAUCCAACAUGGAUCGAUCCGUCCGAGCAAGAUGCCCUUCCAGCAACAUACGCUUGCAUCUUCGGUAUAUCGGAAGGGGGUCCAGGCGUUGAAAAGGGAACCAUGAGCUCAGUUUUCAACGAGCAUUUCUCUUACCUGGUUCCAAGUGGCCCGGGAGACAGGACUUACUGGUUCCUAGUGAGAAACAUGGGCAAAACGCUCCAUGGCUCUGAGAUCCCGCGUUACACGAAAGAAGAGGAGGAAAAGCUUGCCAAAGAGCACUGGGACGACUACAUCACCCCGACAUUGCAGUUCUCAGACUUGUACAAGCACAAGAUAAGUUCUGUGUAUACAGCUCUGCCAGAGUAUGUUUACAAGAAAUGGUAUUUUCAAAGAAUUAUGACUAUUGGUGACGCAGCACACAAAUUCGAACCAUUGACUGGACAAGGAGGCAAUAAUGCAAUUGAAACUGCGGCAUCCUUGGCCAACCAUUUGAUCUCGUCUUUGAAGAAAAAUGGCUCAAAUGACUUAUCAACAACGGAAAUUGCAUCUAUUUUCGAGAAAACCCAGCGAGAACGUGAGGACCGUGCUUGGUCUCUUGUCAAGCAGUCGCAUGCCAGACAGCGCAUGGAAUGCAUGGAGACUCCUGUGUUGAAAUUUGUCGCCAGAUACGUCGUCCCGUAUAUCCCGAAAAGCGUGUUGACAGAUCGAUGGGUCGACACAUAUGCUUCGGGUAUGUCCUUGAACAUGCUUCCAGCUCCCGAGAAGGCCCAUAAAAUUCCAUUCUUCGACGAAUUGCUCAGAGCCCCAUCUGCUCGUGGAUCGUUUGUAUACCUCUUGUACACCAUCUUUGCGGCCUUGGCAGUAGUUGCAUUUCAACUACUGUUCGCAGCUGGUAAGGUGAAUGGUACUUGGUCUUUGGUCCGAGCAGCAGUCGUCAAUCGUUCAAUUGACGACCUGAGUGGAAGCUUGCGUGAGUCCUAUACAGGUGUAGCAUCCAUUGACAAAAUUCUCACCACACUUGUGUCGAUAUUUCACCCGGCGAUUACCAGCCCGCACCAGGAGCAGCCAUUGCAGCUGCUAUAUUUCUUGUCGUCGAUGCUGCCUCUCAUUGCAAUUUUUACCAUCGAGGGAUAUCGACAGAAGAACAGGUGGUCGAUGAUAGCAAGUCCAAGCAUUUGGGGUAUUUUGUACCAACUGCGCGGAAUUGGAUUCAUCGCGCCACUAUACUUCGCUGCCGGCGUUUUUGUCUCGCGGAAAACCGCAUUCCUCCUGCUACCGGGCCGAGAAGUACCCGCGGCCAAGUUCAUUCUCCCAGCGCUCAUACUUGGAUUCGUAGUGCCCACCAUUCUGCUCUUCUUUCCUUUCAAUGACCCCAAGAGCCUACAAGUCGUUAUUGCGGCCUGGCAGCCGGCACCUGCACUGGUCUCUUGCUUCACCUAUGUCUUCGCAAAGAUUGCCAACAUGGUAAAGAGAUCAAGUGAGCACAGCCAAAAGUCGCAGGGGGAUGACAUAUUUCACUUGCGUGCGAUUUAUCAAACAACUGGAACUAUCGCAGCCUGCAUCCAUCUAAGUGUCGUCAUUGGCUGUGUCAUUUCAAGGGAAACUUCGUUGAUGCAGAUAUUCAUUCCUAAAGACUCAUUCGCUCAAGUGGAAACGUUGGCCGAUGGUGUUUUUGUGUUCUUCCAGAAUGACUUCCUUCUCGUGACAGCAGCUAGCUUCAUCUGGAGUUUGGUGAAUAUUGCCGAUCUCCACAGAUCAGGACUAUCAAAUGUUCAUUGGAAAGUUGGACUCGGCUACUUGUUGGCCGGGUUUGUGUUCAUUGGACCAGGUGCCAGUGCUGCGGCCUUGUGGUUCUGGCGCGAAGAAGUGAUGAGCCGGAGAAAGGCAAACAAAUGA
Penicillium manginii is the source of this 2418-nucleotide messenger RNA. RefSeq names its product FAD-dependent oxidoreductase. The record is from RefSeq and is a predicted model, not a curated record. Bases 1 to 2418 code for a protein of 805 amino acids. Lineage: Eukaryota; Fungi; Ascomycota; Eurotiomycetes; Eurotiales; Aspergillaceae. Gene Ontology annotation, molecular function: FAD binding. The transcript has 5 exons.